GAGGGCGUGGGGAGGGGUGAGAACGGGAGAGAGGGAGUUUAAGGCCGGCUCUGCACGCCUGUGGUGGGCUGUUUCAACUUCAGGGCAACUUUAGAGAACUUCAGUUUAUUUUCGGUUCUGGACGACAGCUGAGACCAGCAGAGCCUGCUGGAGAUGCUGAUGCUGAUGCAGAAGAUGAAGAUUCUGUUAAUGAAGUGGCAGUAGAAGAUAUCCGUCCAAGGCCACAGGGAUCCUCUCCGGUUUAUGAAUAUUCCGUAGAAGAAGAAUAUUUAAAGCUUCAAGAAGAAAAGAAAAAAUAUUCUACAGACAAAUCAAAACAGAGUCAUCCACAGGAAACAAUGGAAGUGACCCUGAAAACAGAAGUGGAAGCUGGUGCUAGUGGUUUUAGCGUGACUGGUGGAGGAAAUGAAGGAAUAUUUAUUAAAAAAGUGCUUAAGGAAUCUCCUGCUUCAAAAAUAUUCAGUAUGAGAGAAGGUGAUCAGCUUCUAAGUGCUACAAUAUUUUUUGAUAAUAUCAAGUAUGAAGAUGCACUCAAGAUUCUUCAAUAUUCAGAGCCAUAUAGAGUUCAGUUCAGCCUCAAAAGGAAGAUUGCUGGGAAAGAGCUAGAACACAUUCAUUCUACAGCACAGUACAAAAAGGAAAAAUUAAGUCAGGACAAGGAACUCAGUGAAAGCAUUCCUGAAGAAACAUUGCACAUUUCAGGAAAAACUAUUUCAGAAGAAGACAAGGAAACAUUAAUUGUAAACCAAAGGGUGGGAAGAAGCAAGCGACCUAAAAAAGAUAGAUUAUCAUGGCCAAAAUUCCAGUCAAUUAAAAAUAAAAAGAUACUGGGGCACCGAAGAUCUCACAGUACAUCAGAUGCAUAUGAGCCUGCUACACAAGAUAUUUCCCCAACAAGCACAGACACCGAGUCUCAAUUUCAACAAGAAAUCAAUACCAAAGAAAAAAAAGGAAGCCAAAAGAAACUGAAGUUCCCUAACAUUGGAUUCAAAAUGCACAGAUCAAAACCAGAACCAAAAGAGAAACAAACAACAGAAAUAAAAACAACACUGUUAACUGAAAUAGAUAACAUACAUAAAGAAGAUAUCAUCAUGGAAAAUCCUGAAAUAUUAACUGUUGAAUAUACCACAUCAUCUGCUUAUGAAAUGAAAACAGGGGAGGUACAUGAAACUUUAACAAAAGACUUGAAAGAAAUGAAAAAUGGAAUUCCAACCCAAACAAAAAAGCGCCCUGAAGUUGAAAUAAGCAUUAAAAAACAAGAAGACCAGGAAUCAACACUGAAGUUUACUGUACCAGAAGUACCAGCUAUAUCAACACAGAUAUCAAAACCCAGCUUAGAAACACCUGAUCUGAAAGAGAGCCCAGCUAAACAAACACCACAGGCCACAUCAAAAUCCCGAAAAAAGAAACUGAAAGGAAUAACGCACAAAAUAGAAGGUGAAAGUGGAAUUAACAUAGAAAUAAUGGAUCACCCAGCACAAGAAUCCAUAGAAAUAAAAGGUCUAGAAAUAGGCACUGCUAAAGCAGAAUUACACACAACAGCUGACGCCCUGGAAACAAGAGAAAAGCAGGCAGAAGAUAACACACAAAUAUUAACAAUUCAGAAAACAAAAUUUAGGACUUCAAUGCCCAAAAGAGAAGAACCAGAAACUGAAAGCACCUUAACCAAAUCAGGAAGCGAUGUUCCAUUUUCAGUACCAGAAACAACAGAUGACACAAGUAAGGAAGGAGGCAGAAAGCUGGAUGUGAAAACUGAUGUGCCUGAUGCAGAAUCAGAAGCAUCUACAUGGAAAAUAAAAAUGCCAUCAUUCAAAAUGGCCAAAAUACCUAAAGAUGACAUAAAACUACCCAGAGAAGAGAGGAUAGUCCAGUCAGUAGAUACUGUAAAAAAGGCACAGGCAGAAGAAGAUGAUGAGCUCACAACUGAUGAACACUGGAAGACAGACAUUGAUAUGAAGGCAAAAGAAAAAGAUACAGAAGGAAAAGAAAGCAAAUUCAGACUGCCAAAGUUCAAAUUACCAACAUUUAGCUGGGCAACGUUAAAGGAUGAAACAGGGGAAAUCGAGGGUCAGGUGAGCCAUGGGGAAACAAAAGUGCAUUACAUAGAAGCAAGUGAAAGAACAGACAUUAGCAUAACAAUAGGAGAGAUGCAGGCUCCGAGUGUUGAAACUGAAAAAAGGAUAACUGAAGAAAAUAUGAGUGACAAAAAUGUAAGACAACUACCAGAAGUCCAAAUGCCAAGUUUGAAAAUGAUACAAAUAAAAACUAUAUCCACAGAGAAUCAGUGGGCAAUAGAAGAAGAAAAAGCAAAGCCACCCAAACCAGAUACUGAAAAGAGAGAGGGUGAAUUAUCUGUACCAUCCAAGGAAAGAGAAGAUAUCUCUGAAACUAUAUCAAGUAAAGAAGAAGAGACAGGAAUAAAAUUUCAAAAGAAAAAGAUCAAAAUGCCAAAAAUGGCUUUUUUUAAACAUGAAGUAAAGGUACAAAAGGAAGAGCCAGAUAUUACAAAAUAUAAACUAGAUAUAACCUUGCCUAGCACAGAAAUGAAACAAAAGGAGAUACAGCUCAAGGCCAGCGCAGGCGAUGUCAGCCUCUCGGCCCCCGACGUGCAGCUGCCCUCGCUCGAAGGCUCCCUCAGCCUCCAGGGCCCCGAGGUAGACCUGAAAGCGCCCUCCGCCGAAGGCGCGCUGGACGGAGCCGAGGUGGAAGCCGCCGGCCUGAAAGGGAAGAUUAAGAUGCCCAAGUUCGACAAGCCCAAAUUUGGAGUGUCGCCCCCGAAGGCCCAAGGGCCCGAGGCCGAGGUCAGCCUGCCCACCGCAGAGGUCGGCCUCCCCGCCGCCACCGUGAGCGCCGCAGGGCUCGAAGGCCCCGCACUGGGCCUCAAAGCCGACGUCCCCGGUGCCAAAACCGAGGGGGCUGGCUGGAAGGUGGAAAUGCCCUCCCUCAAAAUGCCCAAAGCUGACAUCAAAGCUCCCAAGGUGGACAUCGGCCUGCCCUCCGUCGACAUCACCCUCCCAAAGGCCAGCGUCGACCUGCAGGCGCCCGAGGCAGCCCUCACCCUCGAAGGGGAAGCAAAAGCCCCGGAGAAGGAGGCCUCGAAGGCGAAGGACAGCAAGUUCAAAAUGCCCAAGUUCGGCAUGCCUUCCUUGGGCUGGUCCAGCAGCAGAGAGGCCAAGGGCUCUGUCGCCGCCGACGUGGACGUGAGCCUCAAGGAGCCCCAAGUGACGGUGCCCUCGGGAACCGCCGAAGCCGAGGUGACCCUGCCCGGGGCUGAGAUCCAGGCUCCCGGCGCCGAGCUGACCAUCGAGGCCGCCGCCGGAGGAGACGCGGAGAAAGGCAGAUUCAAAAUGCCCGACGUCAAGAUGCCCAGCGUCAAACUGCCCAAAGUCAAGGCUCCCCACGUGCAGGUCAGCCUGCCGAAGGCCGAGGUCUCGCUGCCCAAAGCCCAGGCUGAAAUCCCGGAGGUGACCCUGCCCGGGGCUGAGAUCCAGGCUCCCGGCGCCGAGCUGACCAUCGAGGCCGCCGCCGGAGGAGACGCGGAGAAAGGCAGAUUCAAAAUGCCCGACGUCAAGAUGCCCAGCGUCAAACUGCCCAAAGUCAAGGCUCCCCACGUGCAGGUCAGCCUGCCGAAGGCCGAGGUCUCGCUGCCCAAAGCCCAGGCUGAAAUCCCGGAGGCUGAGCUCACCCUGCAGGGCCCCGAGGCCGAAGGCAGCCUGGACGCCGCUCCCGGAAAAGUCGAGGGCAGCGGCAUGAAGCUGCACAUGCCAAAAGUCAAGGUGCCCGGCGUGGCCUUCUCCAAGCCAACCGUCAAGGCUCCCAAAGUCGACGCAGACGUCAGCCUGCCCAAAGUCGACGUCAGCCUCCCGGAGGCAGAGCUCAAGGCCGGGGCGGGCGACGUCAGCCUCUCGGCCCCCGACGUCCAGCUGCCCUCGCUCGAAGGCUCCCUCAGCCUCCAGGGCCCCGAGGUAGACCUGAAAGCGCCCUCCGCCGAAGGCGCGCUGGACGGAGCCGAGGUGGAAGCCGCCGGCCUGAAAGGGAAGAUUAAGAUGCCCAAGUUCGACAAGCCCAAAUUUGGAGUGUCGCCCCCGAAGGCCCAAGGGCCCGAGGCCGAGGUCAGCCUGCCCACCGCAGAGGUCGGCCUCCCCGCCGCCACCGUGAGCGCCGCAGGGCUCGAAGGCCCCGCACUGGGCCUCAAAGCCGACGUCCCCGGUGCCAAAACCGAGGGGGCUGGCUGGAAGGUGGAAAUGCCCUCCCUCAAAAUGCCCAAAGCUGACAUCAAAGCUCCCAAGGUGGACAUCGGCCUGCCCUCCGUCGACAUCACCCUCCCAAAGGCCAGCGUCGACCUGCAGGCGCCCGAGGCAGCCCUCACCCUCGAAGGGGAAGCAAAAGCCCCGGAGAAGGAGGCCUCGAAGGCGAAGGACAGCAAGUUCAAAAUGCCCAAGUUCGGCAUGCCUUCCUUUGGCUGGUCCAGCAGCAGAGAGGCCAAGGGCGCUGUCGCCGCCGACGUGGACGUGAGCCUCAAGGAGCCCCAAGUGACGGUGCCCUCGGGAACCGCCGAAGCCGAGGUGACCCUGCCCGGGGCUGAGAUCCAGGCUCCCGACUAUGGUGUUCCCAUGGCUUCCUUCUCUGGAAAAGAUGUUGAGAUGGGUAAAACUAGAAGUUCUCUAUUUAAAAUUCCAAAAGUUUCUCUUUCAAAAACUUCUAAAUCAGAGAUGCAGAGUAGGUCCAGUAGUGAUUUUGCUCGGUCAGAAUGUUUUUCUUAUAUAGUAGCAGAGGAAGCUCCCGUUAUUCCUUCAAGCAGUGUCGGACCAAAACCUUCUCCUGAUGAUAAGGGAGAGACUGCCUCUAAAAAUACUAAAUUUAAAAUUCCUAGUUUGAGUUUCUCUAAAGUUGAUAUUAGUUCUUCUAAAAUUGAACAGCUUUCUGAAUUACCGAAAGGGGAUGUAACUCUCACCAAGUAUCAAAUGAAUUUACCAGAAUCUGAAUGCAAAAUAUCACCUCUUACUGAUAUGAAUCUUUCUGCCACAGAUUUUGAAAUUUUACCUGAGGAAGGUUCUUUGGAGCCAAGUGUUCUGAAGUCAGGAGGUGAAACACCACUUGCUGAAAUAUCUGUGGAUGAUACAGAAUAUACAGUUAAAAUACCUAGAUUCCGAAAACCAAAAUUUGGAAUUUCUUGGUCUAAGGGAAGACCACCAGAAAGUGACAUUCAUUCUAAAGUGGAAUCUGAAAUUUCCAAGGAAAAGAAGACAUCUGAUAUGUCUGAUAUUGGCAAUGAAACUCCAACUCAAGUUCCUGAUACUGAAUUAUGUGUAAAAAUGCAAAAGCCUUCACCUGAAGUUGUUUUGGAUGCACCAAAGUUGGAUAUCAUUCUUCCCUCAAUGGAAGUUACCAUGCCAAAGGUAGAAAUGGAAAUCCGACAUUCAAAUUUAGAAUGCAAGGCGGAACAGGAAGUGAUUUCAGGCGAGAAGGAUACUGAGGAAAAAGAAAUUAAAUUUAAAAUGUCAAAAUUCAAACUGCCUUCAUUCCGUUGGUCCCCAAAGAAAGAAGCAGUUGUUCCUUCUGAAGUUGAGGCACAUCUGGAGGAACCCAUCCCACCUGCUUUAUCUGGAGAUACAGAAUCUGAAUUUAGACUAACUAUUCCUGAGAAUCAAUAUCCUAGUAUGGAAUUGGAUACAUCAACAGAAAAAGAUGGUGAAAAGGGCAAAAUGAAAAAGUCUCCAUAUGGCAUGCCAAAGAUCUCACUCUCUAAAGUGAAGGGUCAGAAAGUCCAUGUCUCUCUGCCCAAACUAGAAACUGAUGUCUGUGAGCCCAAACAAGGAAAAGAAGGAGGUGUUUCAGUGAAGAGGUCUGAGAAAGGGAGCAGUGGAGAUGAGGCAGGAAUGGGCAUAAAGACACCAAAAGUUAAAAUCUCGACCUUGGAAUUUUCCAAACCAGAAGUCAAAGUUCCCAAAGUAGACAUGGAUGUUAGCAUGUCUACAGGUAAGGUCAUACCUCCUACAUGUGAAGUCAGUCUUCAACAGGUUGACCUGACAUUGAAAUCAGCUGCUGCUGAUGCCAGCCUCUCCAGCUCAGAUGUUAAGAUGAAAACAACUGAAGGUUCCCUUGAGUUGAAGAGUCCUGAGACAACUGUUGAAAGAACAUCAAGUGAAAUUACUGUUGGUACCGUAGAAAUAAAACAUGAAGGUCCUGAAGAAAAAGGUAAAAAGUCUAAAUUACAAAUGCCAAAGUUUGGAAUAACACAUUUGAAAGGAAAAGUGCCAGAAAAGGAGGUCAUCCGAUCCAAAUCAGAGAUCGGUGUUCCCCAGUUAAAAGCAAUGAUAGAAAUUGCUGACAUUGGCGUUGAAGCACCAAAUUUGGAGGUGGAAUCUGCUGCAGAAAGCCCUAAAGCUCAAAUGCCCGAAGCUGACAAUAGGGUAUCAAAGAUUGAUGUCCACCUCCCAUCAGGUGACAUUUCUGUCCCAAAGACAGACAGUGAUAUUCAGGAUUCAGAUACAGUACCAAAAGUUAAAGAGGAAAUAAAGCAUGGAGAUGUAGAUGGAGAAGAGAAAGAGGGACAUUUCAAAAUGUCAAAAUUCAAACUUCCAUCCUUUAGUUGGUCGCCAAAAAAGGAAGCAUGUGUUAAACCAGAUUCUGGAGCACAUCUGGAAGAUCAUAAAAUUACUAUAGUGUCAGGCAGAAUAGGCACAGAAGAGACAGGAACUGCAACUGAUGAUCAAGGUCCUAGCACAGCCCUUGAUCUGGAAAUUUCUGCAGGAAAAGGUGAACAAAAAAGUCAAAUUAAAAAGCCGCAAUUUGUCAUGCCUAAAAUUUCACUCUCCAAAAUCAGGGUUCCCAAAUCUCAGGUUAAUUUGCCAAAAGUUGAAGCUGAUGCUACUAUUCCUAAAAUAGAAGAAGAUGGUGAUGAUUCAGUACGGAUACUUGAUAUAGAAAGAUGUUAUUCCAAAAGCACAGAUGAGGGGGCACAAAUAAGUAUAAAAAUGGCUGAGGUUAAGAUCCCUACUUUGGAGUUUUCCAGAACAGAAAUUGGAGCCUCCCAAACUGAUAUGGGUGUCAGCUCAGGAAAGGCUGAUCUGCCUGCCUCAGAAGCCAGUCUUCAACAGGUUGUCCUAAAAUCAAGUUCUGCUGAUGAAGAUACCAGUCAAAAGAGAGGGAUUAAGCUUCCCAAAGGAGAAGCCUCAAUUGAACUGAAGAGCCCUGAGACAGGAACUGAAGGAUCAUCAGUUGUGGAUGGGAGAAAGAUGAAAUUGGAAGGUCUUGAAGGGAAGAUUAAAAUGCCCAAAUUCCAGAAGCCAAAGUUUGGAAUCUCCCUAAUAAAAGGGAAAGGGCCAGAGCCUGAGAUUAGCUCUCCAAAAACAGAAGCUGAGCUACCCCAGCUACAAAUGACAACAGAAAUUGCUGAUGUUGUGGGAGUUCCAGCAUCAGAAUUUAAAUCUGAUACUUUGGAUCCUGGAGCGGAGGUUUAUGCUGGGAAGAUCAUAACACCUCAGGUUCCAACAGCUAGCACUGAAGUUCCAAAGGUAGACAUUAGUCUCCAGUCAGUGACUACAUCAGUGACAGAGGGAGCUAUUGAGAGCCCUGAGGAGAAGGAUAUAAAAUUAAAAGAAGGAGAAAUAAAAGUUCAAGAAAUUCAGACUGAAGAAAAUCAGGGAUGGUUUAAAAUGCCAAAAUUCAGAAUACCUGCAUUUGGCAGGACAUCCUUAAAGGAAAAAAAAGAUGAUGCUGAUGUUGAAAGAAGUCUGGAAAGGCCUCAGGUAGGCAUUGCCUUUGAAAAAAUACAAGCUGAAAUAAAUAUUCCUGAAAAUACGUUAUCAUUGCCAUAUGCAGUCACUGAAAUUACUAUUGGAAAAGAGGACAUUCUCAAAUUAGGAGAUUCUGUGAAGAGUUCUGAUGUUAGCUUGCCAAAGAUGGAAGGAGAUAUUUCAUUAUCUGCAGAAAGAACAGAUAGUAAAGUGGAUAUUCCAAAAACUGAAACUUAUGCAGAUGUAGUCAAGCACAGCGCUGAAGGACAAAAAAUGCAUACUUUGGAAUUCAAAGUAUCUUCAACAGAGUUGUCUAAAACAGAAAUAAGUGCUUCAAAAAUUGACAAAGACAGCCCAAAUAAGUUUCCUACAUGUGAUCUGACUCUUCAAAAGCACAAAGUCAAUUUACAGGAUAUAGAGAUCCCCAAAAUGGAAAGUUCCAUUGAGUUAGAGACUUCAAGAGUAGAAUUUAAACCUUCAUCAGCUGAAAUUACUCUAGAUGCAACACAGGAAAAAAUAGAUGUUAGUCUUCCAAAGGCAGAGCUGGAUAUCCAAGGCCAAGAUGCAGCAAUAAAAACAGGAAAGAUAAAGGAUGAGACGAAAAUUAUAGGAAAAGAUGGUCAAGGAAGCCAACUGAAAAUGCCUGUAUGUGAAUGGUCUACAACAAAGGGGUCAGAAGAUGAUGCUUAUGUCGCAGCUAAACUGGAAGAGCUGAAGACAGAAGUUCCAGGAGUGAAAAUGGAUGUUAAAAUCGGUAGAGUAGAUCCUGAAAUAGAAUUUCAAGUGGAAAGUGUUGAAAAGGACAUGUCUGCAGGAGCGGAAGUGCAAGUAGAAGGCAGAGAAGAAACAAGUAAAAUUAAAACAUACAAGUUUAAGAUUCCAAAGUUUGGAGUGUUGCAUUCGAAAGUGAAGGGUUCUGAAGAUGAUAUCAAUUUGCCUGAGUCAGAAGCUGUUUCGAUGCCUGAAACUGAAAUAGGCACAGCAGAAAUCCUGUUUCAACAAUCAGAAGGAUCAUAUGGCCAGAAAAGUCCAACUCAUGAUCGUAUCGAACCAUCUGCCAGAAUGACAAUGGACACCAUGGACAAAUCAGAAGAAGAUCUGGAAGUAAAUAUAAAAAUUCCAAAAUUAAAAAUACCAAAAUUCACUUUCAAAGCUUUCCCAACUGAAGCUGAUGUUUCAGUGUCAAAAUUGGCAACAGAUCGUAAAGGAACUAGUACUGACAUUGAGGUUGUGCAACUGGAAGCAAGUUCUGCAACCCCUGCAACACCAGAGGCUCUAGAGGGUGGUAUUCAAAAGGCAAAAAGCAAAAUUCUAUUGCUGUCUGAACCUGACAUUAAAACAGCACAGAUUACUACUACCAUAGACUCCUCUGGUAAUACAGGGCAAGAUAUUCAUUGGUCGUAUGUAGAGGGCCACGAAAUACAUGAGAAAGUGGAACCUGAACAUGUUGCUAUUGAAAGAUGUGAGAUUUACACUACUGAGAUAGUGAAAGAAUCAGAGAUUCUCUCGUCGGAAGUUAAAACUGCUACUUUGGGAUUCUCAUUGCUCAAGGUGAAACUGCCUGAAUCACAUAGUAACUUGGAUGUGCUAGUUCAGCAAUCUUCUACAGAAUAUAAAACUGGUGCAUCAGUGAGCAAACCUAAAUAUUCUGGUGAAAGCUUUGGAGUAUCAGCAGAGACGACUGGCACUGAAGAGCUUGAAUUAUCUGACAAACCACACAUUGAGACUGAAGCAUCUAGUGGAGUAGUAUCUAGUGGCGUCAGUUUGCCAAAGUUAAAAACAUUUGCUGUUGAAGUAAAGCCUUCCAGUAAACUGGAAGACAGUCAUCAUGACAAGCCAUCAGAGGGAAUAACUGUAGCUUCUCUCUCUAAAGAUGGUGAUGUAGCUGAAGCACUAGAAGAUGAAGAAAAAGGCAUAACUGAUCAAAAAGAAAAGACUGAUAGUAGAAGAUCUCCAGGAAGAUUCAAAUUUUGGCUUCCCAGUAUUGGCUUUUCAUCUUCUGGUGAUGAAACAAGCUCAGAUUUGAAAACAGAAGUAAAAAAAUCGGUUCCAGAAGACAUGAAACCUACUGACACAUUAGAUGAUGAUUCUUCUAAGCAAACAGAAAAAACUGGAUGGUUUAGAUUUCCCAAGCUUGGUUUCACAUCUCCUUCUAAAAAGGCAAGGACUGGUGACAAAGAAGAGGAGACAGGACAAAAAGAUAGAAGCUCAGAUGAAGAUAGUCCAUCAGAUAAACCCGAUGUAUUUUUUGAUGCACAAGAAAGCUUAUCACCUAAAGAAACAAUAACAGAGAGUGAAAAAACUGAAAUUGAUGGGACAUCAUCUAAUGUUCUGGUUUCUCGAGAUAUUGUUACAUCUUCAGCAAGAACUGAACUAAUCUUGUUGGAAGAAGAAAAAGGGAGCCAAUCAAAUAUUCCUGGAGAUACAACCAAAUGAGAAUUGUUUUUUCCUAACCCUCAAUGAAAGUAACCUGCAUAUACAGAGAAAAAAAAAUGUUUUCUGAAUUUUCCAGUAACUGAAAAUGAAACAAAACUUAAAACUGACAUUCAUGAAAAGUUUGUUGAACAUAAUUUACCACAUAUAAAUUUUCAAGAACAUGAAUGUGCUAUACUGCGCACUAAUAGAAUUAUUUAUUUCUUCAAAUUACACAAAAAGAAACAAACAACUACAGAUACAGGGAAGUUCAUAGUUUUAACAGUCUGAAAAGAUACAUGAACUGUGAAAGCAAACCAUUGAAAGGCUCAAAGACAGCAAAAAGGCUUGUUAAAUAGGCUUCUCAAAAAUAAAGUGAUUAUGUUUAGAUUAUAGAUUAUUUGCAGAAAGGAGUAUAAACUAAUACUAUGAGAACUAUACGUACAUGUUUAGGUUUUAUAUUGAAACCUUUCUGACCUAUUUUGCCUUCUUAUUAAAAUACUUUCUUUAUUUCAGCUAGAGUAUAUGUAUAUUCCACAUUUUAAAAUGCAAAAUAAAAACAAAAUACUAGUGUAGAUGGAAUAACACUUUCCCCUUUCCCCUCUUUUCUUUUUCUGAUUAUUGUGGUGGUUCAUACUUAGCCUUAAAAGAUUUUAAAAAACAACAACAAAAUAAAUUCGAGACCAAAAAAUAUAUAAUUGAUUCAAACUUUCAGAAUACCAGAAGAAAACAUGGUGACAAAAAAAAAUGAUAAAAAUGUGGGUAAAUAAAGUGUUUAUGUAUAUAUUUACUGACUAGUUAAAUGCAUAAAAUGCAUAGAAUGAUCUGCCACACUUUGGUGGAAUUGCUUCAAAGAUUUUCUGGGAAAGUAGAUGUAUAUAAUUAUUUACCUCUUUGUUUAUAUUAAUGCUUUUCUCAAGUGCACAGCCAAAACCAGAGUGAAUAUUUGACAGCCUUCACAGGUAUCAUUAAAACACUGACUGUAUUCUUAAU
Struthio camelus australis is the source of this 11144-nucleotide messenger RNA. The record is from RefSeq and is a predicted model, not a curated record. NCBI's taxonomy places the organism in Eukaryota, Metazoa, Chordata, Aves, Struthioniformes, Struthionidae.